Rubroshorea leprosula is the source of this 1575-nucleotide messenger RNA. Lineage: Eukaryota; Viridiplantae; Streptophyta; Magnoliopsida; Malvales; Dipterocarpaceae. The record is from the annotation of a GenBank genome assembly.
GUUCACUAUAUUUGUGGACAUGUAAAUGAGGUUUUCGCACGCACUAGCACCCCCAACGCGUUUGCAAUUCUGGUGUCUACAACAUAAGGUCCAGUCCAGCUUUGAAGCGCUUGCAAAUAUGCCCUUUUCCAGGUGCUUUAUUGAGCUCUAAAUUAAAACCUAUAUCUUUUCGUACACUUUUAGUAUGCCUAGAUUUUCAACUUUAUGGUGCAUGGUUUUUAUAUACAAUCUCAUCUUAUCGGUCUUUCAUUUUUCAUUAAUGGUACAAGUGAUCCUGCAAAUAGUGUCCAAGAAGGUUAUGUGUUUCCGUUGGUGCUGGGUGAAAUGAAGGAUGCAAGUUUACCACUGCCGAGUGCAGCUAUAUUGCCUUCUCCCAUCUUGCUAUGGAGGUUUAAGAUUGGAUGGGAUUCAGUCAUGAGAAUGAGUGCAGACUUACAGGAUUUGUUCUUAUAUGAGGCCUUCUUGUACCAUAACCCCCUUCUUCUUGUGGUCGGUAGACAAUUAUCUCUUUGGGCGCUUUUAUUACUCUUUGAUACCAAAUGCAUAUGGACUCUUAUUUGUUAGUUGUGUUAUUGCAAACAAUGAUGGUUUAGCUCUGGGGAGUGAGCUUAUGGGUUUUCUCACAGGGCAGUGUUAAUUAUGCAAAAAUUUUUUAUCUUAAUCAAAAUCAUCUUACUCACAAAGAUAUAUGGAAGCAUUUGGAUGACCAUUAUUGUCCCAACUAGCGUGAUAGCAUAUCUUUAUCUCUAUUCCCAUGGAGAAGUAUCAUUGGCUGCAUCACAACCAGUGUAGCAUCUGUCCUGCCCAUUAUACAAUUUUGUUGCAUUAUUUUUGCAACUGUUAAACUUUAUUGUACCCAUUCCACUUUAUUGUAUCAUUGGCUAAGGUAUGAAGCUGCAUCAUUUUUCGGUCCUUUGUUUUUGGUAUAUUUAAUUGAAAAGCUAUAGCUAGGGACAUAUUUAGGAAUGGUGUUGUGAAUCUGCAUGGUCCUGGAGAAGCUCUAUUUUCCUACAUUUUAGAUUCAGAUAGAUUGUAUGGCAUGGAAAGUACCAGCUUUCCUACUCUUUCAAACUUUUCUAUCCUAGGCUAAAGCUACGAUAUUCGAAUCAUUCAGUUCUGUGAAAGGAGCUUCAUUUUAUAAUGCACUUACAAUUGUCAAUUGAGUGCAGGUAUUUUCAGAUUUGGGACGUUCAGUUGGCCGUAUGGUUCACCGCCAGAUCUUAAAAGGACGAAGAGGGGAGGAAGACGAAGACGAUAGAAACUGUGUGCCUCCACCUCAGCAUCCAUCUCAACAACAAAAAGGCCACGUCAGACACAGAGGAAGGGCUUAUGAGCAAACUGUUAAAUGUUAACGAAAGCCUUAACAGAGGGGCUGAUUUGCCACUGCAGGGAAGUUGAGGGGGUGAUUUGCGCGUGAAGUGAGUUGAGGGGGUGAUUUGCCACCAGUUGUGGAGUUGAGGGGGUGAUCUGCACCUUUUGCCAUUUGUGGACAUGUAAAUGAGGUUUUCGCACGCACUAGCACCCCCAACGCGUUUGCAAUUCUGGUGUCUACAACAUAAGGUCCAGUCCAGCUUU